Messenger RNA from Oryza sativa Japonica Group (Japanese rice), 6314 nucleotides. Its product is annotated as protein ROS1C-like. The record is from RefSeq and is a predicted model, not a curated record. Gene Ontology annotation, molecular function: DNA N-glycosylase activity; DNA demethylase activity; 4 iron, 4 sulfur cluster binding. Gene Ontology annotation, biological process: base-excision repair. Lineage: Eukaryota; Viridiplantae; Streptophyta; Magnoliopsida; Poales; Poaceae.
GUCUUACCUCCAUCUGAUAUUUCUCUCUUCACGCAUCCGUGUCUUCAUCCUUGAUCCUCCACACUCUCUUUCCCUUUCCAAUGGUCAGUGCGAGCUGCAGGUAGGCGUCGCCUCGGCGAGAAGGCGCAGGCGGCGGUGUGUACGGCGUCCUCCCCUUCCCGAUUCCGCCCGUAGCCUCCUCCUCCGUGGCCAGUGUGGCCUGGCGCCGGCGUGCGCACAGCCGGCGAGGAGGUUUGGUGGGGGAUCGAUCGACGCGGCCAACCUCCUUCCAUCUGCCUCCGUUUCGGUUCGAAUCGAAAAAAAAUUUAGGGGUUCAGUUGAACCCCGGCAAUCCACGUUAGGUUGUGGAAGAAGCAGCCAUGGAUCCCUCAGGGCUCAACCUGCAGGGGAAUCCUGCUGAGAACCAGGAGAGCUGGACCUCCGGCGUGUCAGUUGGGAGGGGCACCCCAAAUUUGGGUGUUGGGACGGCCGUGGCAGGCCGGAGCUGCCCGCCAUUGACAUUGUUCCCGGGAUCCUCCCUGUCGUCGACGGCGUUGCUGAACGCCAUGCACGAGGGCUCCUUUCCACAGGCAGCCCUGGUGGCGGGUUCCGGGAGCAGCGCCGAUGAGCAGCAUGGUGGGCCCCCCGUACGGCCAUCCUACAACCUUCCUGCAGGAUGCACGCAGGUGCCGAUAAGUAUCCUGGUGUUCCACAGGAGGCUGACGGGGAGGGGAUCCAGGCGUCGGAGCUUUAUGCCGGCUCCUGCACUGUCCGGUGUUUCAGAGGCAGAUGGAGCUUCUGGGCCGAUUCCUCAAAGUGAUUUCUUGUCGCUUGGAGGUCCAUCUGAAGUUUUUGCAGGUGAUUUGGCAAUGAAUCAUUCAGAACCGGCCAUUUCAUAUGGGUACAAUUCAGAGCAUGCACCUAUGCUUCUUCAGCCAAAUGGUUUAUACACUGAAGCUUCCAACACUGAAAGUGAAAGAGAAGCUAGCCAACUGCAACAAUCAGCGGAAGCUGUUAUCUGUGACAGCCACAGUAAGUUGGAAUCGGUUAUGGAGAAAAUUCAGGGUCAAAAUCCUCAAGAAUCAAUUGGCUUGGUUGCAGAGGGUUCCACUGAUGAUAACAUUCACAAGUACCAUCAGAAAGCUAAAAGGGCCAGGACACAAAUCACUCACAGUGACAAAAUGGACUUACCAACACAAGCUGUAUCUGCAUGCAAGGAAAAAACACUAACUCAGAUAGAGAUGCAGAUUGCAGAUGCUGAGAGAACUGAAGCAUUCAAGAGUGAGGAUGCCCCAGCACAAAAGCUGAAGACUCGAAGGAGAAAGCACAGGCCCAAGGUAAUCCGUGAGGACAGGCCAGCCAAAAAGCAAAUGUCCACGACAUCAAAAGAAAAACCUCUCAAUCAGAAACCCAAAAGAAAAUAUGUGUGGAAGAAUAGAAACCCCAGUUCUUUGGAGAAGUGCGCAGAGCCUUUUAGUGACCAUUCAAUUUCUAGAGAAUCCAGAACUACUGUUAGAAGCAGCAUUGCAUCAGUUCGAAGAAGGCUGCAAUUUGAGUUCGGGGAGCAUGGGGUGCAGAGGGACCAAUCAUCAAGGACCAAUUCAUGGUACCGAAACCAGGAGAAACCUGUAAAUGCUGAGAGUUCUUUGUGCUCAGUGACUAAAUCAUCCGUGCAGGUUGAACAUGGGCAGGAAUUACACAUGGAAAAUUCACCAGAAGGGUUGUUUUUUGGCAUCAACUCCAAACUGAACAAAAUUUUAGAUGAGUACAUACAUUUGCCAGAGGCCGCACCAAAACCUUCAGAGGAAAUCCCACUGGCUACUUCUGGUCAUGUUAGCGAGGAACUAGCAAGGAAACAAGAUGAUGUGAGACACAUUCAUGAUCACAACGAAAGGAGUGGUCUGAUCACAACGAAACAGAACAAAAAGGACUUAGACCUGAACUAUUCUAACACAAAUGGUUUUCAGAUGUAUUGCUCGGCUAGUUUGUUACCAGAAAUGGACUCCACAAAGGGCCGUAUGACUAAGGUAUCAAAAAUGGACAAGAACCAAAAACGACAUUAUGGAGGUGAGUCCUCCCUAGCUGGCACACAGAGCUCCAUUAUCAUGAGAACUGCAGCUGAGAUGCUAGCAGUUUACCAAGCUUGUGGUAUUAAAAAGAAGCGAUCGGCCCGAGUCCGCAGGAAUUCCUUUCUUUCUGUUAUGGAUCUUGAGAAGAAUACUUCACAAGAAUCAACAAGAUUGCCGCGGUCAUGCAUGGAAGCCCUGUACGAGAGUUCCUACAUAAAAUUUAUGACCAAGAAACGUUCACAGAAGGCACGGCUCAACUCUCCCAAUUCCAUUCAACCAAAUAUAGAUCAGAAAAACAGGUUUUCAUCUGAAACCAUUUUUUCUGGUGGGUUCAAUGGAUUGAAAAGAUCAGAGGAAACUUUCCAGAAAACUUUACCUCAGAUUCCAGAUGAUAAGAGGAUCAACCUUGACAUUCAUUGCGAAGUACCAGUAGAAAACUCACCAAAUACAUCAACGCCACCAUAUAUGGAUUACCUUCAAGGAGUUACAUCAAAGUUUAGAUACUUUGAUUUGAACACUGAGCAGGUGCAUAAAACUGAGAUGCAUUUGUAUCAAACCAUGCCCUCUCUUUCUUCUUUAGGAGCAACAAAUUAUUUGCCGAAUGCUCUAGUCCCAUAUGUUGGUGGGGCGGUGGUUCCUUAUCAGACACAAUUUCAUUUAGUCAAGAAGCAACGCCCUCGAGCUAAGGUUGACUUGGAUUUUGAAACAACGAGAGUUUGGAACCUUCUGAUGGGUAAAGCAGCUGACCCUGUAGAUGGAACUGAUGUUGAUAAAGAGAGAUGGUGGAAACAAGAAAGAGAAGUUUUUCAAGGUCGUGCUAAUUCAUUCAUAGCACGUAUGCGCCUAGUUCAAGGUGACAGGCGCUUUUCUCCUUGGAAAGGAUCAGUAGUGGACUCUGUAGUAGGAGUUUUCCUCACGCAGAAUGUAGCGGAUCAUCUUUCCAGCUCUGCAUACAUGGCCCUUGCCGCAAGUUUUCCUCCAGGGUCAGAUGGCAAUUGUAAUGAUGGCAUUGCUGGUCAGGACAAUGAAGAAAUCAUUAGCACGAGUGCAGUAAGAGACAGAGGCACAUUUGAAUUCUUUUAUGAUGGGUCAAGACCAGAUAUAGGAUUAAAUUUUGAGGAGCUCUCAAUGGCCUGUGAGAAGAUCCACAUGGAACCAAAGGGCAAUGCUACUGUUAAUGAGUUAACUAAAGGCGAAAAUUAUUCUCUUCAUUGUAAAGAACCAGCUGGAAGUCUUUGUGACCACGAGACAAGAAUAGAUCAUAAAGCAAAAUCAAUUUCAGAUAUCUCCUUAGUAGAAUUAACAGCACGUAUGAAAAAUCUACAUGCGACACAGUUCCAGACGGAGAUAUCAUUAUCCCAAAGUGUUGUAACUUCAGAGUCAAUUCUUCAACCAGGAUUACCUUUGAGUUCUGGGAUGGAUCAUGCUCCUAGAAAUUUUGUUGGUGGCAUUAGUGACACAGCUUCUCAGCAGGUGGGAAGCAAUUUUGAUGAUGGAAAAUCAUUAACAGGAAAUGAUGUCACAGCCAAUGAAACUGAGUACCACGGAAUCAAAGCAGCAGCAACAAAUAAUUAUGUUGUAGAUGAACCUCGGAUUCCUUCUGGUUCCAACAUGUAUCCAUUUUUCUCAGCUACUGAUUGUCAUCAACUAGAUGAGAGGAACGACAUACAUGUUUCUUCUACCUCUCCUAAUAGUUCUAUAGGUUCUGCAUCAUCAAACUUUAAAAUUGGCACAAUUGAGGAGAACAGUUCUUUUUUCAUGCCAUUUGAUGCUCAUCUAGCGCAGAUGAAUGGAAAUAUGAUUGCUGGCACAAAUGUUAGCUCGGCACUGGCAAGCACAGAGCUUCCAGUCAAAUUAUUACAUUGUUGCAAAAGGAGUUGUUAUGAAGCAUCAGAGUUUCAGGACCAUGAAUCACUAUAUGCCACUGGUGGAGCGAUACCCGAAACAGCCACCAAAGCUGAUGAUUCAACCUUAAAAUCUGGUUUUGCUUCCUUCAAUGGAUUGCCAGAUACAGCAGCACAGGCAUCAAAACCAAAGAAACCAAGAACCACAAGUAAAAAGAACAGUGAGAAUUUUGACUGGGAUAAAUUGCGAAGACAGGCUUGUGGUAAUUAUCAGAUGAAAGAAAGAAUUUUUGACCGAAGAGAUUCUGUUGAUUGGGAAGCAGUAAGGUGUGCAGAUGUACAAAGAAUUUCUCAUGCCAUUCGAGAACGAGGAAUGAAUAAUGUCUUAGCAGAGCGUAUCCAGAAAUUCCUGAAUCGUUUGGUCACCGAUCAUGGGAGCAUUGAUCUUGAGUGGUUAAGAGAUGUUCCCCCAGACUCAGCAAAGGAUUAUCUGCUUAGUAUACGCGGAUUGGGGCUCAAAAGUGUUGAGUGCGUCCGCCUUUUGACAUUACAUCAUCUUGCAUUCCCAGUUGAUACUAAUGUUGGUCGUAUAUGUGUACGAUUGGGAUGGGUGCCAAUUCAACCCCUCCCUGAAUCUCUUCAGUUACACCUUCUGGAGCUAUACCCUGUCUUGGAGACUAUACAAAAGUACCUCUGGCCUCGUCUGUGUAAACUUGAUCAACAAACACUGUAUGAGUUACAUUAUCAGAUGAUUACUUUUGGAAAGGUGUUCUGUACCAAAAGCAAGCCGAAUUGCAAUGCAUGUCCAAUGAGGAGUGAAUGCAAGCAUUUUGCAAGUGCCUUUGCAAGUGCAAGACUUGCACUUCCUUCUCCUCAGGACAAAAGGUUGGUGAAUAUGAGCAAUCAAUUUGAUUUCCAGAAUGGUACAAUGCCCACACCACAUUCAACUCCUCUGCUUCAGCUCGAGGGGAGUAUCCAUGCAAGGGAUGUUCAUGCUAACAACACAAAUCCAAUAAUUGAGGAGCCAGCAAGUCCAAGAGAGGAAGAAUGCCGAGAACUUUUAGAGAAUGAUAUUGAAGAUUUUGAUGAAGAUACUGAUGAAAUCCCAACAAUAAAACUUAACAUGGAAGCUUUUGCUCAAAACUUGGAAAAUUGCAUAAAAGAAAGCAAUAAGGAUUUCCAAUCUGAUGAUAUUACAAAAGCAUUGGUUGCUAUCAGCAAUGAAGCAGCUUCAAUUCCUGUACCUAAACUAAAGAAUGUGCAUAGACUUCGGACAGAACACUAUGUUUAUGAACUUCCAGAUUCACAUCCCCUCAUGCAACAGCUAGCACUCGACCAACGGGAGCCUGAUGAUCCAAGUCCUUACCUGUUGGCCAUAUGGACACCAGAUGAACUAAAGGACACAAGGGAGGCACCAAAACCGUGCUGCAAUCCUCAAACUGAAGGUGGCUUAUGCAGCAAUGAGAUGUGCCACAACUGUGUAUCUGAACGAGAAAACCAAUAUAGAUACGUCAGAGGCACGGUUCUGGUUCCUUGCCGAACAGCCAUGAGAGGUAGUUUUCCACUUAAUGGCACUUACUUUCAAGUUAAUGAGGUUUUUGCUGAUCACAGUUCUAGCCACAAUCCCAUAAAUAUCCCAAGGGAGCAGUUAUGGAACUUGCAUAGGCGUAUGGUUUACUUUGGGACUUCAGUGCCAACCAUAUUCAAAGGUCUAACAACAGAAGAAAUACAGCACUGCUUCUGGAGAGGAUUUGUCUGUGUGAGAGGAUUCGACAUGGAAACUAGGGCACCAAGGCCUCUAUGCCCUCAUUUCCACCUUGCAGCGAGCAAACUGCGAAGAUCCUCUAAAACAGCAGCAACUGAGCAAACACACUGAUUUCAACAAGGACAUAUCAAAUUAUAUAAAAUAAUGUUGAUGGUGAUUACAUCAGCUCUCGAUCUGUGCAUGGGUCAUAUUAGUUCCUGCAGGACGAUAGCCAUUCUUCUAGGAAAUAAACAGUGGAGUUGGAAACAGUUAAUUUUAAGAUGUGGGAGCCAAUUGGGCACGAGAAAGCACCAAUAUUUCAUAUGCACCUCUGGGGCAGGUCGGAUGCGGAUCAUCAUCUAUCAGUUAACAUGGGCGUAGAAUAUCAUUCCGUUUUUUUUUUCUGUGGCUUUGGUGUAUCUUAUUCACUUUUCAUUUGCUUUAUCCAUUCAACUAGCUUGCCAAGAGACCUUGUCAAUGUAACGGUAUCUUCUUGUUGUGUAUACCAUCUGUUCUCAUGACAUGUUAGUUUUUCAGAACUUAUAGCAGGUAGUACCUUCAUAUUGAUGAUAUGACUUUGAUUUUCAUUAUUUGCUGCUUCCCUGUGUACAUAUUACAGACCGUCAUAUCAACAGGAUUUUCAGCAAUAAGUGGGUCUAGGGAGUGAUUUGAGAUCAA